Rhinocladiella mackenziei CBS 650.93 is the source of this 345-nucleotide messenger RNA. Its product is annotated as cyclin-dependent kinase regulatory subunit. Gene Ontology annotation, cellular component: cyclin-dependent protein kinase holoenzyme complex; SCF ubiquitin ligase complex. Gene Ontology annotation, biological process: regulation of mitotic cell cycle. The transcript is spliced from 4 exons. Bases 1 to 345 code for a protein of 114 amino acids. The record is from RefSeq and is a predicted model, not a curated record. Gene Ontology annotation, molecular function: cyclin-dependent protein serine/threonine kinase activator activity; protein kinase binding; histone binding. NCBI's taxonomy places the organism in Eukaryota, Fungi, Ascomycota, Eurotiomycetes, Chaetothyriales, Herpotrichiellaceae.
AUGACCGACAUCGACUUGUCUAGACGGAACAAGAAGCCCAGGUUAUUGCACGAGAAUGAAAGGGCGCGACUCGAGGAGUUCAUUGACUCUAUCGGUUACUCGGCAAGAUACUCUGACUCGGAUUAUGAGUACCGACAUGUCCAACUCCCCAAGGCCAUGUUGAAGGUCAUUCCGCGAGAUUAUUUUGACGACUCAAAGGGCACAUUGAAACUCUUAUGGGAAGAGGAGUGGAGAGGGUUAGGCAUCACUCAGAGCUUGGGAUGGGAACAUUAUGAGGUCCAUGAACCGGAACCACAUAUCCUACUGUUCAAACGCCCCAUCGGUUAUCAGCCCCCGACUCAAUGA